AAUAGGGUGGACCUCAGUCUGGUUGUUGAAGCAUUCGCAAACGGUUUGAUCCAAGCAAUGGCUGACGUGGCAGGAAAAGAGCGCAGGAUCGUUGUGACGGUUGAUGAGAGCGAGGAGAGUAGGCAUGCUUUGUCAUGGUGUCUGGAGAAUGUGAUUUCUUCAAAUUCCAAGGAUACCCUCCUACUCCUCUAUGUCCAGCCCCCAAGGGCUGUUUACACUGCUAUGGAUGGCUCAGGUGGGAGACACAACCCUAGAGGUAUUUUUGUAAUUUUCAACCUCUUAAUUCAUAUUUGGCAGCUGGUAAGUCGUGAGUUUUGGUUUGCUGGGUUUUCAGGGUAUUUGUUUUCAGCUGAUAUAAUGGCCACCAUGGAGAAAUACAGCAAUGAUGUGGCCCAAUCUGUAAUUGAGAAGGCCAAGAGAAUGUGUCAAGACGUUAAGGUGGAGACGAGAGUAGAGCAUGGUGAUGCAAGGGACGUAAUUUGUCAGAUGGUGGAGAAGUUGAAUGCUGACAUGUUGGUGAUGGGGAGCCAUGGCUAUGGUCUGAUAAAGAGGGCUUUCCUGGGGAGUGUCAGCAAUCACUGUGCACAGAAUGUCAAGUGCCCUGUCUUGAUAGUGAAGAAGCCUAAAUCACCUUCUGAUGCAAGCAAUUAGCAAUUUAGCAUAACUCUGAUGGUUCCAUUUUUCUUCCCCUCAAAUGUUUGUAUUUUUUUUUAAAAAAUCAUGGCAUGAUGUGCCAGGCCAUAUCUUGUUACGAAUUCUCCUGCUUCUUAUUGAUGACUUUAAAUGUAGACUAGAUCUCUAAAACUUGGACGGACUGUCACAUAUCUAAUCUACAGCUCAACUUUAAAUGUUC
This is a messenger RNA of Tripterygium wilfordii, 853 nucleotides long. RefSeq names its product universal stress protein A-like protein. Bases 58 to 651 code for a protein of 197 amino acids. The record is from RefSeq and is a predicted model, not a curated record. The transcript has 3 exons. Lineage: Eukaryota; Viridiplantae; Streptophyta; Magnoliopsida; Celastrales; Celastraceae.